AUGCAAACCAUAAAGUGUGUGGUAGUCGGUGACGGGGCUGUCGGUAAGACCUGUCUACUCAUCUCUUACACUACAAACAAGUUUCCACAAGAAUAUGUACCCACGGUUUUUGAUAACUAUGCCGUAACUGUCAUGAUUGGUGGAGAGCCCUACACACUCGGUCUCUUUGAUACUGCUGGUCAAGAAGAUUACGAUCGUCUAAGACCUCUCUCAUACCCUCAGACUGAUGUGUUUUUAGUUUGUUUCUCUGUCGUAUCUCCAGCUUCAUUUGAGAACGUGAAAGAGAAGUGGGUACCUGAAAUCACUCACCAUUGUCCCAAGACCCCAUUCCUACUCGUCGGGACUCAAGUAGAUCUCAGAGAUGACGCAAGCACUAUCGAGAAACUAUCAAAAGCCAAGCAGCGUCCGAUCAGCGUAGAAGCUGCGGAGAAGUUGGCCAGAGAAUUGCGUGCAGUCAA
This is a messenger RNA of Amphimedon queenslandica, 458 nucleotides long. RefSeq names its product cell division control protein 42 homolog. Gene Ontology annotation, molecular function: GTP binding; GTPase activity. The annotation marks the transcript as partial. Gene Ontology annotation, biological process: small GTPase-mediated signal transduction. The record is from RefSeq and is a predicted model, not a curated record. NCBI's taxonomy places the organism in Eukaryota, Metazoa, Porifera, Demospongiae, Haplosclerida, Niphatidae. The transcript has 4 exons.